Molecule: messenger RNA, 810 nt
Organism: Microthlaspi erraticum
Lineage: Eukaryota; Viridiplantae; Streptophyta; Magnoliopsida; Brassicales; Brassicaceae
Source: the annotation of a GenBank genome assembly
AUGUUCAUUAUCAACGCUGGUUCUGGAUUCAGGCUUCUGUGGAGCACUGUGAAAUCUUUCCUUGACCCAAAGACCACUGCAAAGAUUCAUGUUCUUGGCAACAAAUACCAGAGCAAACUGCUUGAGAUUAUUGACUCCAAUGAACUUCCUGAGUUUUUGGGCGGGAACUGCACUUGUGCAGACAAAGGUGGUUGUAUGCGUUCCGACAAAGGUCCAUGGAACGACCCUGACAUCUUCAAGAUGGUUCAGAACGGGGAAGGAAAGUGUCCAAGGAAGACAUUGGCAAACAUUGAAGAGAAGACAAUCUCAGAGUAUGAGAACCCAACCACAUCUGAAUCCGUUGCGAAGAACAAACUCGAUGCAGAGAAUGUUAAGUUCACACCAAUGGUUGACAAGACUGUGGAUGCUUCUACUUGGCCUACAAAACUCCACAAGACAAACUUUACCGAGCCUGAAGAUCUAUACUCUGCCGUGAAGCCAUCGGAGAGGAGAGGAGGAGAAGGCUAUCUAUUCGGUGGCGUUAUGUCUCUGGUUAUGGGGUUAGUGACAGUGGUGAGGCUGACGAAGAACAUGCCGAGGAAGCUCACUGAGGCGGCGAUAUACGGCGGCGAAGCUGAGAAAGGAGAGAAGGCGAUGGUGUCUAGCCAAGACUACAUGUCAAUGGUGAAGAGAAUGGCAGAGCUGGAAGAGAAAUGUAGGUUUUUGGACAAUCAGCCGGCUGCGUUCUCGCCUGAGAAGGAAGAGAUUCUCACCGCCGCUCUUAGCCGUGUCGACGAGCUUGAGAUUCAGUUGUCUGAGACCAAGAAGUGA